UCUCAGGGUGUCCGGCGAAUAACGGAAAAACCAGACCAUAGAGUUACAGGCACUCUCAGAGCCUCUUGAAAACCUUGUCCAGCUGAGCAGUGACUUCUGUGGUGUCUUGAAAGCAGGGACAGAUUAAAGCUUUUGGUGUGGCAUGAAGCUCUGUUAUGGAGCCUGGGGAUUUGGAGAUGGAGAUGGAGCAGACAGAGGCAGGGGAAUUCCCACAUUCAUCCUCGCUGCUUCGCCCGCAGUUCUGCGUUGACCUGAAGGCCCUGUGACAGUACAGAGAACCCAGAAAACUGCUUCAAAAGUGACCAAAAUGCAUAAUUUAAGCCCGCUGCCCUGAGGCAGAGCAAGGAAAGUUCUGCUCUGCCGUUACCCUGUCGCAAGGUUUGUGGUCUGCUGCCUUGCCUGUCAGUGUCUUUUUCUUCUUUCCUCCCCUUCAGAUCACCAUGAUUGUCUCAGGAGAGCAGGCUCUGACGGGAGCAGGACUGCCCAGGAUGUCCAGCUGCCUGCCAAAACUGACCGCGGCAGUGCUGAGCCACAGGCCCAGGGCUCUCUUUAUCCUCACCAUUUCAUUGGUGUCCUUUACCUAUGUCAUGUUCUACUGGAGAACCUGGGAGGACACUGAGGGCCAGCUCUACAGCUUGUCUACACAAAGCAGCUGUGAACAGUUCAUGCCGCCUUCUCCCCACGCCGUUGCUGGUGGGCCCCCUGCUCCCCCAGGGGAUGUGUUCUUUGUGGAAACCUCGGAGCAAACUAACCCAAGUUACCUCUUCACAUGCUCGGUGGAGUCAGCAGCCAGAGCGCACCCUGGGACAAGGGUUGUGUUGCUCAUGAAAGGAUUGGCAGAUGGGAAUGCCUCCUUACCCAACGUGUGGGCAUUCUCGUUGCUGAGCUGCUUGCCCAACGUGGAAAUCCGGCCCCUGGACUUGCCAGAGCUUUUCUCAGGGACACCUCUGGCAAAGUGGUACCUGCAGUCUUAUCAUCACUGGGAGCCUUAUUUCCUACCUGUCCUGUCUGACGCCUGCAGAAUUGUCAUCAUGUGGAAAUUUGGUGGCAUCUACCUGGACACAGACUUCAUUGUGCUUAAGAACUUAAAGAACCUCACCAAUGCCCUUGGCAUCCAGUCUCAGGAUGUCCUGAAUGGGGCCUUUCUGUCCUUUACACCCAAGCAUGAGUACAUGGAGCUUUGCAUGCAGGACUUUGUAGAUAACUACAACGGCUGGAUCUGGGCGCACCAGGGCCCAGAACUCCUAACACGUGUCUUCAAGAAGUGGUGUUCCAUCAGCAAUAUUCAGAACAACAUGAGGUGCAAAGGGGUGCGUGCUCUUUCCCCAGAAGCCAUUUAUCCUAUUCGCUGGGAGGACUGGAAGACAUUCUUUCAAUCCAUCAGCUCCUCGGAGCUUCACAAGCUCCUUAAGAACACCUACGCGGUGCACGUAUGGAACAAACUGAGCCACGAGACAAAGCUAGAGGUCCCAUCCCAGGCUUUCCUGGCUCAGCUGUAUUCUCAGUUCUGCCCUGCCACAUAUGCAAAGAUGAAGAAGGACUCGGAAGAGCAGUCACGGCCUGCAACGUGACCUGUGGGCCUUUGGCUGCGGGGAAGUUCCCUAACCUGAAGGAAACUGGGGGCCUUUCACCUUCCACAGAGCUGGUUUCUGGCCCAGGAGCAGGUGCUCUGUGUGACGGCUCAGUGAUUCUUGUACCAUUUCUGCCAUCUGCCUCAGAUCCCACACGCUUCCAAUAUACACCAGCACCUGCAUUUGGACUCUCUUGUUGUCCUUCAGUAGCCCUUGAUGCUGCAGGGAAGGGUGAACUUGUUGAUUGGUGCCUAUCAGUUGCUCCUCUGUUGCUGUUCUCUCCGUUGCUUCUCCUGCGCAUGAGGCCAGAAAAGCCUCUUGUGUAGUUUCAGCCGCUGCAGGAGCCCUUGGCUUGCUCUCUGUCACUUUUAUAAGUAUGGAAAUAAAGGCCAGCAAGUGCAUUUUAA
Messenger RNA from Calidris pugnax (ruff), 1978 nucleotides. RefSeq names its product lactosylceramide 4-alpha-galactosyltransferase-like. The transcript is spliced from 3 exons. The record is from RefSeq and is a predicted model, not a curated record. Gene Ontology annotation, biological process: protein O-linked glycosylation. The coding region runs from base 441 to 1571 and encodes 376 amino acids. Gene Ontology annotation, molecular function: acetylglucosaminyltransferase activity. Lineage: Eukaryota; Metazoa; Chordata; Aves; Charadriiformes; Scolopacidae.